UUAAGAGACGCCGUACAAGACCAUAUAAGAGUACCAUAAUUCUACCUACCAAUUGUCGUCUUCUUUGCUUACUGUUAUUGUUAACUUUACUAUUUGUUUAUUUUCGUACAAUAUCUUAUUGCAGUUGGUAGAAAUAAUACUAGAGGAAUUAAAGAAAGAAAUUGUGGAAAUCAGAGCUGAAUAUGCACCACUCCGGAAAUAUUUGGAAGGUAUAGAUAAACAUUUAAGUCCUGUAAUGAAAAAAUGUGAUGAAAUAGGGCGGAGAAAGGAUGAAGUGAAUCAGCACAUUCUUAAUCUGAAGAGACAACAGGCUGAGACGAGAUCCAGAUAUCAAAGAUAUGUUUCAGUCAUGAACAAUGCCAGAAAACUUUCUCAAAAGAAAGAUGUGAAGGCCCUUGAGGAAUUGUCUCUCAGACAGGUUGGUAUAUUCAUGUCGAAAUGGAAUAAAAGUGAAGUUUUUAGGUGUAAUUAUGAGAAAAGCAUGGUGCAAUCUCUUCAGAUCCGUCAAUUAUACUGGGAUGGACGAAUCAGAAACUUGGACAAGGAAGAGGAACAACAACUCCUGUUAAACUGCUAAUAUGAGUUGUUGUGCCAGAAAAUGUGAUUAUAUGUUUGUAUAAGUUGCAUUUUCUAUUUUGGUUUUUUAUCUUAUUAGAUUUUUUUUCUUAUCUUAGUUUUGUUAACGUAAU
Messenger RNA from Mangifera indica (mango), 689 nucleotides. Its product is annotated as proton pump-interactor 4-like. NCBI's taxonomy places the organism in Eukaryota, Viridiplantae, Streptophyta, Magnoliopsida, Sapindales, Anacardiaceae. The transcript has 3 exons. The record is from RefSeq and is a predicted model, not a curated record. The coding region runs from base 236 to 577 and encodes 113 amino acids.